AUGCAAUAGAUUGAAGAGUUCAUAGUGGCAAAAGGCAGAUGGCAAAAUCGGCAAACGAACAAGGUUUGGCACCAUCAACCACAUUCAUCCAGGCAGAUAAAACCAGCUUCCGAGAACUUGUUCAACGAUUAACCGGUUCUACCACCGAUUGCGAUCGUCAAUCAACCACUUUACCUCCUACCAUUGAAGGGGCAACUGUGAAGGUCACAGGUGUCAAGAGACCCAAAUCCAGUCUCCAUGAGAGGCGGCAACAUACAAAGUCUAGGCUGGAGAUAGUAAAACCCGGUUUAUCUGAGUCCAUGGACCGGGUUUUCUCUCUUUCCAAAUCUGGUAACUUUGCUAUCACUACAAGCCCUUUGGGCACUCCAUCUAAGGCUUUAUUAAACCUUUCUAUCUCUACUGAAGAAGAAGAAGAAGAAGAGGAGAAAGCCAUCAGAGAAAGAAGGUUUUAUUUACAUCCUUCUCCCCGUUCUAAACCAGGAAAUGUUGAACCGGAAUUACUUCCCUUGUUUCCCACUCACAUCUCCUAA
Telopea speciosissima is the source of this 530-nucleotide messenger RNA. RefSeq names its product VQ motif-containing protein 31-like. Bases 39 to 530 code for a protein of 163 amino acids. The transcript has a single exon. NCBI's taxonomy places the organism in Eukaryota, Viridiplantae, Streptophyta, Magnoliopsida, Proteales, Proteaceae. The record is from RefSeq and is a predicted model, not a curated record.